Messenger RNA from Prinia subflava (tawny-flanked prinia), 7018 nucleotides. RefSeq lists its product as uncharacterized. The record is from RefSeq and is a predicted model, not a curated record. The transcript has 3 exons. Gene Ontology annotation, molecular function: nucleic acid binding; zinc ion transmembrane transporter activity; monoatomic cation:bicarbonate symporter activity. Gene Ontology annotation, cellular component: plasma membrane. Gene Ontology annotation, biological process: zinc ion import across plasma membrane; viral process; intracellular monoatomic cation homeostasis. Bases 5686 to 6612 code for a protein of 308 amino acids. NCBI's taxonomy places the organism in Eukaryota, Metazoa, Chordata, Aves, Passeriformes, Cisticolidae.
GCUGUUGAUGCACCCAGAUCUGUGUCCCCAGUCUGUUUUCCUGGUUGGGCCUCCACGGUGAUAGGAGGGGACUGAGAGAAGCAGGUUGCCUAACUGGCUGCCAACCGAAGGACUCAUUCCAAGGUCCAGGAGCCUCGGCUCUGGAGAUAGCAUUGGUGAGUUUGGGGAUUUGGGUUCCUGGCUGUGUCUAUCAUUAACUUGGCAUCACUUCUGGGAUUGAUUUUAACUCCUCUCUUAAAGAAGUCAUAUUUCCCCAAGGUUUUAACUUACUUUGUGGGCUUGGCCAUUGGUACUCUCUUUUCUAAUGCAAUUUUCCAGCUCGUUCCAGAGGCAUUUGGGUUUGACCUGAAAGUAGAUAACUAUGUUGAGAAAGCUGUUGCAGUGUUUGGAGGAUUCUAUAUUCUCUUCUUUGUGGAAAGGAUUCUUAAAGUGAUACUAAAGCUCUACAACAAGGUAAUGAAACCUAUCACUGACUGAACGAGCCUUGCCUUAAAGUACCUGUCAUAUUUUGUGAAAUACUUGCUAGAUGAAUAAAAUGGGGGGAGGGGGUGUUUCUAUUUUAUCUGAGGAAUUCAGCCUUACUGUGUGUUCUGAUAUAUCUGUUUAAAACCCAUAUGAAUAGGGGAAGAAAUCUCACUUUUUUGAGGGAGUUACAAGCAGCUCUGGGAAUGGAAUCCAGAUGUGAGUGUGAUCUGCUCUCUUUGGUAUAUGCUCCAGUUGCUCUCAACAGCCAAGUUGUUGCUGUGAUAGCUGAACACACCAGAAAGACGUGGAAAUAUGUGAGAGGUGGAGAGAAUGAAGCCUGCCUGUUGAGCUCCUCUUUGGGCAGGAGAAAUCAGUGUGACAAAUACACCUUGGUCAUCUGCGAAGGGCAGCUGUGCUGAUAGGGCCGGAUUUUGGCCUUCAGUAACUUCAGCUCUGUUUCCCCAAGCUCUGGUACAUAGACCUGCUUCAGUGAACACUGCAGUUGUCUCCUCUUGCCCAGGGCUCUGCUUUCUACCCCUGUGUCAGAGUACUUGUCUUCUGUAUGCUCACUUGAGCGAGGCUAAAUUUGUCUCAGAGAAGGGUGCCUCAACAUUUUUGGUCCUGCCUGCCUACUACUGGUGAAAAGAAACUGCCCUGUCUUCCUACUCUAACCCCUCUUCAGUUUUCUCCUCCCCAAGUGUUGCUGAUACUGAAAAUUAUGAUGAUAAUCUGUCCCUCAUUUGCAAUAUCUAGAAAUAGAAAAAAUUAUUUUUUCUUUAUUUAUGUAAACAGACAAAGGCUAUUAAGCUCUAUUUGACAAGCAACCAUGAAUAACCAGCAAAUGUUGAUUAUUUUGGUCAGGUUGGCUCGGGAGGUUCUACAUAAAGGUAUAAAAAUGAAAAGUCUCCCAUGUUUUCAGAUUAGCUAAAAGUAAGAGAUAAGUUAGGAACUUAGAUAUGUUUGAAGUUCAUUAAAAAAUUAAAUGCUCACUGCUGUUCAUUUCAGUAAUCACUUGGUGUUGAAAGCAAGGCAGCAUCAAUAUGAUCUCCCCCCCCACCUUUUCCUUUUUGUCUUUAUUUUCUGACAUUGCUAUUUUGCUUUUGUUUUAAUUAGCUACCUACUUGUUUAUUUGUCACCUAGACUGGCCAUAAUUACUUUGAAAAUGGAGAAGAGAAUCAUUCUCAGGAUAAGACUAACUCAUCCAAAACACCAUCAUCCAACAAUGAGGGCACAUGUUAUGCAAAUUCAGCUGUCAGAGAGAGCAAUGGAAAUCUUGGUUUUGACAGUAUCAGUGUGGUCUGACCACAGGUAUGGAAAUUGUGUCUAUUUGUUUAUUUUAUCCCUGCCAAUUAUAUAAGCAUAUCUGAGGGGAGAGUUAGUAUGAAUUUUUAUUACUUUUCUUAAGUUUUUGUAGACUUACAGCUUGUAAUUUGAUUGAACCCUAUGAAAAAAUACAGGGUUUUGGGGCAAGCUUGAAAGUGCUGAAUGAUGCACUCAAUUUCUAGCCAACAAAAAGGGUUAUGUUAUAUCAGUGUUGGAAUGGGUUGGACAGAGAGAUGUAUCUAAUCAGAUUUGAAUUUGUAUUUAAUUUGGCUAAUUUUGGUGUUGUUACUGUUUUGCUUAAAGAGUAACAGUGUGCUUUAUUGUUGUGAUAAUGUUGAUCACGAUGUGUAUUUUGUUCCUGAAUACAUAAAGCCUUUAACUGUGAGAAUUUGAUUCUUCUGAAUCAAUGAUUAAAGAGAAAAACUAGUACAGUAACUUUCAGGCAGUAUAUUGUGAGCACUGCUUGUGAUAAUGCAGUGUAUUUGAAUACUGUGGGAAUCAUGGAGGUCAUAUAUUGAGACAGAAGCCACUCCUCCUGGUUUAAGUAUUAUUAUCUUUCAAAUUUCUUCUCUGUAUUUAUUUGUGUUUGUUUUCAUACUGCAAAUAAAACUUCCUUCUAUCUGAGGAGAAAAUGGAAGUAGGAAGAGAAAGUUUUGAGCUUCUUUAGUCUUUUUCCAUGUGUAGGGAGGAGCAAUACUGUGCAGGGAGGAGCAGUACUGUCCCUUAUUAAAAAAAAAAUAAAAUUAAAAACACAGAAAAAAAAUUCAGAUGUCUUAAGGCAGACUUUUUUUCAUAGUAGAGAUUUUUGGUUUGCCAUCCAUUUUUAUUAGCCAGUUGUGGGGAGCAGAGAGGAGCAAGCAGGACAGCAAGCCAGAGGCAGUCCCUAACAAAGAGGAGAAAAUCUGGGAGUUCUGCAUUAACCCUGCAGGCUCACAGGACAUCUGAUGCACACAGUUUAAAAAUUGUACUUGUCCUCACCAUAGAAAUGUUGUGAAGUGUGGUGGAUACAGAACAUCUUAAAAACUAGAAGAAACAUACUUAAUUAUUAAAAUUACAUGAGCACCAAGAGGGAAUUAGUAUUACAAGUGUCUGUAAGUUUUAUUUUGUAGAUUUAUAAAACAAGUAAAAGAAGCAUCCGCUCUCUGCGGAGACAGAAACAGUGCAGCCAGGAGGACUAGGGAAGUGGUCAUUUCCCUGUGGCAUUGCUGAGGCUGCACCUCGAAUCUUGUGUUCAGUGUUGCGACCCUCACUACAAGAAAGACAUUGAGGUGCUGGAGCGUGUCCAAAGUAGGGCAACAAAGCUGGUGAAAGAGCUGGAGCAUGAGCCCUAUGAGGAGCAGCUGAGGGAGCUGGGAUUGUUUAGCCUGCAGUAAAGAGGCUUGGGGGGACCUUAUCACUCUCUGCAAUUAUCACUCUCUGCAACUGUCCAAAAAGAGGUUGUAGCCAGGUGGGAGUCGGUAUCUCCUUUCCAAUAUUAAGUGACAGGACAAGAGGAAACAGCCUCAAGUUGUGCCAGGGGAGGUUUAGAUUGGAUAUUAGGAGAAAGUUCUUCACAGAGAGGGUUGUCAGUCAUUGGAACAGAUUGCCCAGUGAAGUGGUGGAAUCACCAUCUCUGGAGGUGUUUAAAAGGUGCAUAGAGGUGUUGUUCAGGGAUAUGGAUUAGUGGUGGACUUGGGAGCCUUAGGUUAAUGGUUGGACUCAAUGAUCUUAGAGGUCCAACCUAAUGAUUUUAUGAUAUUGUGUAGCAACAGAAAAGCCAUCAUUGCUCUUGUCCUCCUCCAGUGAGGUUCAAAGGGGCUGGGUCGGGGAGGGCCAUUGUGGCUGAGGUGCUUUGGGGCAGUUAGGGUAAGGACAGUGUGUGUGUUAGAUAAGGAAAGGCGCUCGGAAGAUCUCGCGAUGUCACGGAAAGAUAAGGACCCUCCCCCCGUCUCUCCGGUGGUGACCCCUCCUAACCCCAUUGGCCUCUCACCUUGAACCCUCCGCCCCCCCUCUGACGUAGUAAAGACCCCUUAGACUAUUUAACCCCACAUGCUAAUCCAAUAAACGCCAUUUGCCAUCUACCACAUUGGUGUCAGCGUGUCAGUGGCCCGAGUAGCUCGAGGACGUCGCUCUGCCGUGCUGGCUUUCUGGAACCAGGUCGCCCGCCUUUCUAUCAAAAGGCAACAUUGUGGUGCCGAAAACCCAAGAGGAAAAAACACUCGAGAAUCGGGAUUUUCACCUGGACAGGAGCAGCGGCCAGGGCAGGACAAAGGAUCUGACCCUAGGCGGACGGGACGCCGUCGGACCAGCCAAUGGAAGCCAUGGCGAAGGUAGUAAGUUCGAUUCAUAAACAGUGGGGAAUUGAGUGCAAGCUCAAGGAUUUUGAACUUGCUAUGGCAAGGUUAUUAGAGCUUGGGGUUGUCGAACGACCAGUAGAUGUAUUACAUUCGGAGGUUUGGGGGAGGUGCACGGUUGCCCUGGCCGAAGAUACUAAAUCCACGGGCAGCGCUAAAAGCCUCAAGGCGUGGGGAAAGGUAGAGCAGGCUCUACGCAAGGCGAUGGAGGAACAAGAGACCUGGAGCGCCGCGCGCGUGUGCUUGCUAGCUACCCCCAAGGUGGGGGUGGGAGCUACAACGCAAACGGCAUCCGAAAAUGAUUUGUCCGAGGGUGGGGAACCGCGGGAGCCAGGCAUGCUUCCCCCCUCCUGGAGCCCGAGUCCAAACCCCCUGGGGCCCUCCGGGAACCCCCCGGCCCCCCGGCCGAAGCCGCCGGCCUCCCCCUAGCCCACGGAACCUUCCCGAAAAUCCACGGGUCCCCAAUGCGUCUCUUCGCCGUCAGCCGGCAUUUCGGUGCCUGAGAUGCGGCAGCGCGCGCAGAUUUUCUGGGAGGGAUUGGCGAGCAAGGCCAGAGACGCCAAGCACGUGGCACGGGAGAACACGCGGGCGGCACCGCCGCCAUACGCGUUUGAAACUCACACCGGCAGCCGCGGGGAAGGGCGGGGUCUGGAUGUUCUUGGUGGGGAAAGCCCGGAGCCGCGGAUGUUCGCCGACACGCAUGCGCGGGGGAAAGACGGGGAAGAGAGAGAGGAGCACGUGCUCAGACAAGAGCCGCGGGCUUUUGCUGGCGCGUAGAGCGGCAGGAAGGGGGGGGAGUGCAUGCUUGGAGUGGCGCCGCGGAUUUCCGCGGCCACGUGCGCGUGGGACAGUGGCGGAGAGCGCAUGCGCGGUUCGGAGAGGCAGCUCUCCGCAGAGCCCUAUGCACGGGACAGCGGCGGGGAGCGAGCGCUCGGCUCAGAACUGCAGGCUUUCGCAGACGUGUAUGCACAGGGGAGCGGCGGGGAGCGAGCGCUCGCCUCGGAACCGCGGGCUUUCUCAAACGCGCACGCGCAGAACAGUGGCAGGGAGAACACGCCCUGCCAAGAGCUGCGUUUAACACUGCCACCAUUUAAGGGAGAGACCUCCCCCCGCGGGAGGCAGGACGAGCCCAGGGGACGGGAGCGGCGCCACCCCCGAGGGGAGGGGCGGGGCUGGAGCCGCACAAAAUGGCACCCGAACCUGGAAGUGCGCUGGCAGUCCGCUUCCGACUCUCAGUCGGACACCACCAGCGGCAGCAGUUCGGGAGAACUGUCAGACACUGACUGGGAUUUAGAGACAGAGAGGCUAGCAAGGUCUAGAGCAAAACCUAAUAAAACCUUAAGCCACUCCAGAAGGGGUUCAAAAUACGAGCCAGCCCAGUUCACUGAUGGGGGAAAAAUAAAAAUAGCUUGUGCCGAAUGGGCACCGGCGGCCGCAGUGAAAGCCUUCCCAGUAAGGGUUACCGGGCCGGAGGGUAACCAGCAAAAAAACAUAUACACCGGUAAACCCCAAAGACAUACAAACAAUUGUAAAAGCAAUCUCAGAAAAAGGGUUGAAUUCAGCCAUGGUUUCCACCCUGGUGGAUGGCCUUUUUGGCAAGUCUGAUUUGCUCCCUUUUGAUGUUAAACAGAUAGGACGUAUGAUAUUUGAUGGGGCAGGAAUGAUUGUGUUCAGACAAGAGUGGAAGGACAAUUGUACAAAUUUACUGGCUCAGUCUUCUGGAGCAGGGCAGCCACUGCACGACUCCAGCCUAUCCAGGUUGAUGGGAAAACAUGACGACAUGAUAACCCCUCAGCAACAAGCCGCGAACAUGCAGGCUGAGGAGGUCAGAGCCACCACCCAGGCUGCCCGGGAGGCCAUUCGAGCUGCAUCCCGAGUGGUGGUCAGGCCCUCUCCAUGGUCCACCAUAAAACAGGGUGAAAGCGAAAGCUUCACUCAUUUUGUGGAUCACCUUCAGGCAGCGGCGCAUUCGUCUACCCUGCCCCCAGAGGCGAAAGGCCCCGUAGUAGCUGAUUGCCUGCGGCAACAAUGUAACUCAAUUACCAAAGACAUUCUGCGCUCCUUGCCGGCUGGAGCCAGCCUGGCCGACAUGAUUAAACAUGUAGUAAAAGAGGAGCAACUGACACCCACUCAGGCAGCCGUCCGCACCUUAACCAGUGCGAUGGCAUGUUUCAAAUGUGGCCAGGCAGGCCACAUUGUGGUGAGCUGUCCCCAGCCAGCACAGCCAUCCCCGGCGGUGCCCCCGCUCCAAGCCCGUGCGAGAGGGCCCUGCUGGGGCUGUGGGAAGAAGGGGCACCUUGCCAAAGACUGCAGGUCCCGGCCUCAGGGAAACGGGAAAGGGAGGGGGCGUGCGGGCCGCACCCAGCCUCCUCCCGCUGCGAAUGCGAGGCGGCCCAUCUAUGCCAACCCCCAGUGGGGCAGGGAACCCUCAUACCCCAUGCCCCCACAGGGGACAGCCGGUUUUGCACCCCCCACAGCGACACAAUGGUAAGGUUUCACAACACCGCCAGCGGCGCCCUCGUGUCCACCACCGCCGCAGGCCGCACCUGUGGCACAGGGCCAGCAGGAGUCGCCCCAGAGCGGGACCCCUGGGUGGCCCUGGCCAUGAAAAUCGGGAAGGAGCCCCUGGUGAUUUGGGGAACAUGCCGCCUUUAUGGCAGCCGGGACCCCCAUGUCAUAGGGCUUCAGUUUUGGGGGGACAGGGGGUCUGACUGUUCAAUAAUCCCGCAAGUAUACUGGCCCCGGCAUUGGCAAUUUAAAGAAGUACCCCCAUUGAACGGAGUGAGAGGGCAGACCCGGGCGUGGAGAAGCACCCAGUUGGUAGCUAUAACACUCCACACAGAAAAAGGACCAGAACAAACUGUGGCAAUCUACCCCUACAUUUUGCAAAAUUCACC